Molecule: messenger RNA, 720 nt
Organism: Glarea lozoyensis ATCC 20868
Lineage: Eukaryota; Fungi; Ascomycota; Leotiomycetes; Helotiales; Helotiaceae
Exons: 3
Coding region: 1-720 (239 amino acids)
Source: RefSeq, a predicted model, not a curated record
AUGGAGGAACAAUCAACGGUGGAGAACCAAGCUUCGGCGGCCACUGGUAGGAUAGGAACCAGGAGUCGCUUUUCUUUUAUGGAGCUUCCGACGGAGAUGCGCGUCAAGAUAUACAAAUACAUUCUCCUCGUCCAGGAGCCCUUGGUCAUUCACUCCGCAUAUAAAAAUAUUCCACCAGACUUCACUACCAAUUAUCCUCCAGUAGCCAUUCUUCAUACCUGUAAAGAUAUAAACCGAGAAGCAAUUCCCAUCUUCUACUCCAACAAACUAGUGAUAGCUCUACCACUCGGUCGCCCCUCUGGCACUAGUCGUCAAAGACCAGCCUUCUCGUUCGUAGACUAUCGGUGGACAACAAUAUCUCUCAUGAAAUCUCUUUCAUUUUUUAAUCAUGUCGACCCGCCACUAGAAGCUGUCUUUCCCUUCGACGCAAAUUUGGCAAACACGGUCCCUAACGCCACGUCCAACACCACCACCAGCGCUGACAUUGUUGCUAACCCAUCCGAGCAUCCCCCACCCACCUUCACGACAUCCGGCGGGGCAAUCAUUUCCCGCUUUGCCAUCUCAGACUUACGUUACAGUCCCGGUGGACCUGACUAUACCAUGGCCCUUUCGUUGUCGAAUUGGGUCAGUAUGAAGGUGACAAGGGCGGAACUGAAUGCUUUUGAGAGGGAGUUGGAGGGGAUGGCUGGGAUGUUUGGUCUGCCAUUCCCUCCAGCUUAA